This is a messenger RNA of Mucor velutinosus, 363 nucleotides long. RefSeq lists its product as uncharacterized. The coding region runs from base 1 to 363 and encodes 120 amino acids. Lineage: Eukaryota; Fungi; Mucoromycota; Mucoromycetes; Mucorales; Mucoraceae. The record is from RefSeq and is a predicted model, not a curated record. The transcript is spliced from 2 exons.
AUGGAUCUUUCAUGGUGUAUCAUCUGCGAUCGUCACUGUAUUGACAAUAACCUCUACUGCUCUGAAUCUUGUCGUUUCCAAGACAACACAGAUCACCACCAACGCUCUGAAAUCAAUAAGCCAACUCACACCACCGACUUGUUCAAGUCGACACCUUCUCUCGUAUCUCCUCCUGCAUCUCCUGUGCUUGCUCCAUUUCUAUACUCAUUCCAACCUUCCUACGAUCGUCGUCGCUCUACAUCAGCUGGCACCAUGAUGCAUGCCACUACCACCACAUCCACUCAUACAAACUACCAAUACUACCCCUAUCAAUUCACGCCAAGCUCUCCUUCUGAAUCGUCGCUCUUUGCUGAUGAUACAUAA